AUAUUCGACACGUGGCCUUUCCAGUCCGAGCUCUAUCGCCGGUGUUUGCGGUUUUUGAGCACGCCGAUUGACAACGUGGUGCUGGCGUUUGCACCAUCGAUCGAUGACGACAAUACCAGCUACUCCUCCGAGAGUCACGUCAAGCUCCUCGAAGGGAUUCUUCCGUUAUCGGAUCGUGUUUUCUCGGAUGUUACCUACUUCGUCCGUGGCAACUAUGCUGAGAACACCAAACACGUGGACCUUUCGGCUAUACGGUCUUGA
This is a messenger RNA of Phytophthora sojae, 261 nucleotides long. RefSeq lists its product as hypothetical. The transcript has a single exon. The annotation marks the transcript as partial. The record is from RefSeq and is a predicted model, not a curated record. NCBI's taxonomy places the organism in Eukaryota, Oomycota, Peronosporomycetes, Peronosporales, Peronosporaceae.